GUUUGGCAUGUUUACCUUUGGAAUAACAGCUAAAAUGUCAUCAUAAUGGCACCGGCAAGCUGCGCUCCACGAUCCAGCAACCCGCACGAAUCUACAUCUUGUGGCCUGUCUGUCUUCUUAAUACAUGUACAAAAAAUAUACAUGGUCUGCUCCCUCUCUAGUGUUACGCAAUCUUGCAUGACAUGUAAUUUACAUUUGAAUAGGAUGACUGCUGCACGUUCGAUUAUGGUUCAAUAAUAUCCCCAUAAUAACGAGCAAAUCUUCCAUACAAUCGAAUGAAUGAACGUACAGUUGAGCGAUUUGUUACGGAACUGUCAAGUUAUACCCUGGAUGUUGCUCAGGCAUUGCCGUAUGGAGUAAGAAGUACAUCAUAAAGUCCGGUAGUCAGCUACGCCAGACAAUUCAUCUGCACGUACCAGCUGGAUAUACGAGAUGUGCGGAAUGGGAAAUGCGUUGCCUGUACGUUUAAGCCGCCACGUCAUGUACGACUGUCUUCUGAUGUUCACUUUUCUGCUCGUUUUGAUACAAGUGACGUACAUAAUGACACCCGGUCAUUGUGCAACAGAAAACAGCCGUAAACUCGAAAGCCUAGUGGAUACAUUUGCCGAUGACAAAAGUUAUUCCGUCAACGAAAUCGGGAGACACAACACUGAGCUCAUUACCUUGAAAGUAAAAAGUGACGACGCAACGAAAAUUCGCGGUUCCGGUUUCGAAGAAAACUAUAAUUCCAGACGCAAAAACAGCUUGGGAAAGGAUGAAAAUGGAACCUUAUUGUCCGCAAGGAAAUUUACAAAUAGAAUCGACAAGAACGACCUGGCUUCAAGAAGGCGUAAUGCGUCAAGGCGAAAUGGUGGUGAUGCAAAAGAAGUAAAGUCGGCUACGAUUCAGCCUGGGAAACAUGCAGUAAAGAGAACUCAUGUUAACAACAAAAACGCCGAAAAGUCCGUCUCGAUACCAAAACAAAUCCUAGCUGCUCACGAUGAACUCGAUGGCAGACAUCCCGGACAAAAGAAGCUCCAUAACGAAACCAGAAGUAAUUCAAAAGUUAAAAGUAAAGGCAAGUUUUGGCCUGGCUCGGGCGCUAAAACUCGAAUGACAUUCUCGAACUUUGGGGAUGGAACUACGAACAAGACAAAGAAAAGCCUGGCCCAGUGUCAUCGAAGGAUACUCAUAUACGGCGGAAUAAAAAUAAUUCGUCAAUGGACAGAACUACAGACGUUUGUUGCCGCCCUUCAACUUCAGGACGACGGUGAUUGGUCCACUAAGGUGUCAUGUGACCAGUGCACCGUCCAAUUGAUUCUCAGCAACCGACUGGACAGUCUGAAAGGCAAAGACGCUAUUGUAUUUGGUAUGUCACCCUACUCGCUGAAGGUCAAGAUGUCGACUUUUGGUCACUACGAUUUCGAUCCCAGCCAGUUGCUGGUUUUCUACGGAGCAGAGACGCCAUUGCGAAUGCGUAAGUGGGUCCCGGAUGUUGGCAAUCUGCCAAUUGACGCGGUGUGGUCGUAUGCCCCGACUGCUGACGUGCGCAUUCCAUACGGUUACUAUCAAGCCGGCAAUCCGAUGGAUGCCCGCCGCAGGAACCCGUCUGGCAGGACUCAGGGCAAAGGUAAACUUAUUGCGUGGAUGGGAAGCAAUUGUGUCAAGGAGGUUUUCUGGCCAAGAAUGAACUUCGUUCGUGAACUCCAGACUCAUAUCCCAGUAGAUGUCUAUGGGAAAUGUGGUAACCUGACCUGCCUGCCCAGAUUAUCCCCAAAAUGUCAAAAUCUCAUGAGUCAGUACAAAUUCUACCUCGCUUUAGAGAAUGCCGAGUGUGACGAUUACAUCACCGAAAAGUUUUGGGAAACUACUUUGAUGCACGAGGUCGUUCCCGUCGUGUAUGGAGCGCCAAAGAGACAUUACACCCAAAGGGCUCCACCGAACUCAUUCAUUUACGCCGGUGAUUUCAAGACUGUGAAACAACUCGCUGAUUACUUGAUCAGCCUCGACAAGAGUCCACAAAAGUACUCCAAGUACUUCGAGUGGCGAUACAGUGGCUCUGUCGUUGAGAAUUUCCCCGAUUUGAAGCUCUCACAUUUCUGUGGUAUACUGCCGCACAUAGGUGGUGGCGGUAAUAGUCCUGUGCCUGCGCACUUGCAUCGCAAAAACCUAGCCGAAACAACUUGGUUCAAUUCAUGCCGAAACAUGCGGAAGGGUGACAGAGCUUUCUUACCGACUGAUGUCAAUGCUACGAACUGGGUACCAUGGCGAUAGUUCUCAGUCACUACCAUGUCAGGGACGGAUCUA
Messenger RNA from Patiria miniata (bat star), 2286 nucleotides. RefSeq lists its product as uncharacterized. The record is from RefSeq and is a predicted model, not a curated record. Bases 433 to 2253 code for a protein of 606 amino acids. Gene Ontology annotation, molecular function: alpha-(1->3)-fucosyltransferase activity. NCBI's taxonomy places the organism in Eukaryota, Metazoa, Echinodermata, Asteroidea, Valvatida, Asterinidae. Gene Ontology annotation, cellular component: membrane. The transcript has 3 exons.